Spodoptera exigua (beet armyworm) is the source of this 2912-nucleotide messenger RNA. NCBI's taxonomy places the organism in Eukaryota, Metazoa, Arthropoda, Insecta, Lepidoptera, Noctuidae. The record is from the annotation of a GenBank genome assembly.
CUCAAACUGUUAGUUUUGACAUGAGCGUAAACAUACCGAACUUUUGAAAUUUAGUUUACUUUUGUGAUUUCUUAAAAGUAUUGGCUAGUAAACGAGCGUAAAUAAACCUGUAAUCCAUUUAAUGGUGGUCUAACAAUAUAAAGAGCAACUACAAGUUUGAUUCCCUCCUAACUUAUCGCUGUUUAAAGUUUUGCCGGCAAAAUGGGUGAUUACCCAGAUCCUGACGAAGAAUAUGAGUUGAUGUACGCAGAUGAACUGGCAAUGUUAAGAGAAGAUGAGGACCAUGCAGAACCGAGUGUAGUGAAAAAGAAGCCUCUACCAGCUAAAAGAAGUCUUGACUUCUCCAGUCCAGUAGCCAAGAAGCCAGUUACAACAAAUUUAACAAACAAUGUACCUGAUGCUAUCACAAUCUCUGGUGCCACAGAGAGUACGGACAUCUCACUAACUCCCAACUUACAACCGUUAGAGGAAUUCACUCAAGUCUCCAAUAAGAGAACUGCUGAUGAACUGUUUGGGGAUAUUGAAGAUAUAGAUUUUAAUGAAGUAGAGUUACCUAGUAAAAGGCAGAAGACGGAAGAAGAGACUGAUUUAGAGUUAAUUGAGAAGAUUUUAGAAGGAAGAAGGUUGAGACAGAUUUUGCUGGAGCCCAGUGGCCGGCCAUUAGGUAGCCGGUCUAACUAUAAUGUUAAGGAUAAUAUGUCACUUGAUAUACCAAGGUGGCCAUUUGUAGCUCUCUCAAACUCUGAUGGUGAGCGAAUUUAUAUAAGGAUAGAAUCAGAGGACGAUUGGGAGAGCUCUCUGGAUAAAGGUAUGGAACAGAUGUCUCUACAUGCCUCCUAUGCUAGCACCUGGGAUGAAGCUCGGAAGAUUCUAGAAGAUAAGCAGCAGAAGUGUAUAUCUGAAGAAGUGGCUUCACAACCGUUACCUGACAUGGAUACUGACCUCAAUGGUAACAUGUUGUGGGUUGACAAGUACAGGCCGCAGUCAUACCUUGAGCUGUUGUCCGAUGAGCCUGUCAAUAGAGCCCUGCUGCAUUGGCUGCAUUUGUGGGAUAAGAUAGUAUUCAAGAAGGAAGUAAAGACCAGAGAACCACAGCAGCGUACGACAUUCAGCAAACGCGCUGGCCAGUUCCAGUUAACCAACAAGUGGAAAGGGAAGAAGGAAGAGGAACCAGAGCUGGAUGAAGAUGGCAGACCUCACCACAAGGUGGCGCUGCUGUGCGGACCGCCUGGGGUUGGGAAGACUACGCUAGCUCAUUUGUUAGCGAAAAUAGCUGGUUACAGACCGGUGGAACUGAAUGCUUCAGACGAGCGCAGUACUGAGGCGUUCCGCAACGCCCUGCAGAGUGCCACGCUCAUGAGGUCCGUUCUCGACGCCGAGAAACGACCUAACUGCUUAAUAUUAGAUGAAAUAGAUGGCGCUCCGCUUCCUACAGUGGAGCUUCUGGUACGCUGGUGCACGGCCACCGCGACUGAAGGGAAGAAGAAAGCCAAGCAACAACCCUUGAAGAGGCCUGUCAUAGCUAUAUGCAAUGAUCUGUAUGCUAGCUCACUAAGGCCCUUGAGGCCAGUGGCGCUAGUGGUACACGUGGGCGGGGUAUCACUGAGCCGGCUGUCAGCGCGGCUGGCGGGUGUCUGCGCGCGCGAGGGCCUGCGCGCGGCGCCGGCCGCGCUGGGGGCGCUGGCCGCGCGCGCCGGGGGCGACGUCCGCGCCGCCAUACAGGUGCUCAGCUUCAUCAAGGCUAAGGCCAAAGCACAGCUGAGUAUGCAAGACGUAGAGAACGUAGCCAUCGGCACGAAGGACUGCAACAAGAAUAUGAUGCAGGCGCUGCAGAGCAUUUUCACGACCAACGACAAAGAGCCGGAUGCCAUACUCAAGACCAUACAGGCUGCUGGUGAAUAUGACAGGCUAAUAGACGGUAUAUUCGAGAACUACCUAUCAGCUCGUGUAGACGGGCGGCUCCUCCUGGCGUCGGAGACACUAUCCUGGCUGCAACACUAUGACAUACUGUCGACGUGGACGUUACGUCACCAGAACUACUCGCUAUACGGGGCCUUGCCGCUCUGUAUCGCGCGCUGCCAUUCUUUGCUCGCGACCAGAACACCGCAGAGGGUUAAGUUCCCUUUGCAAGCUCAGGAGAUGUACCGUAAAAAGGUAGAGAUCGAGAGUAUAGUAUCGUCCGUCCUCCGCGGCAGCGAGCCCUCAGUCAGCGUGGGCAGGCUGGCGCUAGUACUCGAUGUACUACCGCUACUGCCAUAUCUACUUGCUCCUAAGCUCAGGACUGCUAACGUACAGCUGUGCAGCGUGGAGGAGCGCGCGUCGCUGCGUGCGUGUGCGCGUGCGCAGUGCGGGCUGGGCCUGCGGUACGUGGCGGCGCGCGGGCCUGACGGGCUCUAUGUACACAAGUUGGAACCCGACAUCUACAGGGCUGCAUUCUUCGGUACCGAAGAGAAGGUGCGACUCACACCGGCCAUCAAGCAGGCGAUAGCGCGCGAACAACAACUCGAAAUGAUCAGGCGGAGCGAGGAAAUGGCGAAUCGAGUACCAGCGAGAACCAACGCAACGAGUACUCCAGCUAAGAAGUCGAAUAGUGACUCAGCCGCUAGUGAACCAUCGACAAGCAAAGACAAGGAGGUUCCCUUACCCAACCAUUUGCAAAGGUUACAGCCUAAAGUCGUUAGAAAGAAUACUCCUCAGGUACAUAAAGACUUCUUCGGCCGUAUCGUCCCUCUAUCACAAGUUCAAAGAAAUGAUCCAGUGGCCGACGUGAUAUCAUCAAGCAGCGUGUUCUACCACUACCAAGAAGGAUUUAAUAACGCCGUCAGAAGAAACGUUCGUGUUCGAGACCUAUUGUAGUAUUUUUUAUAAGUGAACGUAAAGUUUCUCUCAAAGAAGGUUAUAUUAAUACUUUU